This is a messenger RNA of Suncus etruscus (white-toothed pygmy shrew), 962 nucleotides long. RefSeq names its product netrin receptor UNC5C-like. The record is from RefSeq and is a predicted model, not a curated record. The transcript is spliced from 5 exons. NCBI's taxonomy places the organism in Eukaryota, Metazoa, Chordata, Mammalia, Eulipotyphla, Soricidae. The annotation marks the transcript as partial.
UAAAUGGAGGCUGGUCCACCUGGACGGAGUGGUCUAUGUGUAAUAGUCGCUGUGGCCGAGGAUAUCAGAAGCGCACAAGAACCUGCACCAACCCAGCACCACUCAAUGGUGGUGCCUUCUGUGAAGGUCAGAGUGUGCACAAAAUAGCCUGUACCACAUUAUGUCCAGUGGAUGGCAGGUGGACUUCCUGGAGCAAGUGGUCUACCUGUGGGACUGAGUGUACGCACUGGCGCAGGAGGGAAUGCAUGGCACCAGCCCCCAAGAAUGGAGGCAAGGACUGUGAUGGCCUCGUCCUACAAUCCAAGAAUUGCACUGAUGGCCUUUGUAUGCAGACUGCUCCAAAUUCGGAUGAAAUAGCUGUGUAUGUGGGCGUUGUGAUUGCUGUGAUAGUUUGCCUGGCCAUUUCUCUUGCGGUAGCCCUAUUUGUGUAUCGGAAGAAGCACCGAGACUUUGAGUCUGAGAUUAUUGACUCUUCAGCACUCAACGGAGGCUUUCAGCCCAUAAACAUCAAAGCUGCAAGACAAGAUCUCCUGGCAGUCCCCCCAGACCUCACCUCUGCUGCAGCCAUGUACAGAGGACCUGUUUAUGCUUUGCAUGAUGUCUCCGACAAAAUCCCCAUGACCAACUCUCCGAUUCUGGAUCCACUGCCUAGCCUGAAAAUAAAAGUCUAUAAUACUUCAGGCGCUGUCACCCCUCAAGAUAACCUCUCCGAGUUUGCAUCCAAACUGUCCCCUCAGAUGACACAGUCCUUGUUGGAAAAUGAGACCCCAAAUCUGAAGAACCACAGUCUAGCAAAACAGACUGAUCCAUCCUGUACUGCAUUUGGCACCUUUAAUGCCCUCGGGGGCCACCUUAUCAUUCCCAACUCAGGAGUAAGCUUGCUGAUUCCAGCUGGGGCUAUUCCCCAAGGAAGAGUCUACGAAAUGUAUGUGACUGUACACAGGAAAGAAAAUAUGAGGUAA